Molecule: messenger RNA, 642 nt
Organism: Spirodela intermedia
Lineage: Eukaryota; Viridiplantae; Streptophyta; Magnoliopsida; Alismatales; Araceae
Source: the annotation of a GenBank genome assembly
AUGGAGGAACACAGGGCUCCCGAGGUGGCCAGGUCCUUGAGAGGAGCCAUCAUUGUCCUCCUCAUCGUCACUGCCUUGGCCACUGUUUUCCUCUUCUUGGACGACAAGCACAGCACUCUCCACCGACUGGUGGAGUUGCCCCUGCCGGCAUCGGUGCCUGGCUUCCCAUUCUGCUUUGGCGAUAGGAUGUCCAUCUUCCUCUUCUGCAACGUCCUUCUCGUCCUCGUCUCCAGGAACCUAUCACUGGUGGCGCCGCACGGUCCCGGCGAUGAAGCGGGGAUAGCAGGGAAAUCGUCGAGCGGCUACCAGGUCGUGGACAGAGAAGUCGGAUCGGGUGGCGGUGAGAAGCAAGAAUUCGAGAAGCGAGAGCUGGAGGAAAUGUCAGAGGAGGAAAAGCUGGAGGAAGUGCCAGUGGAAGCAGAACAGGAUGAAGUGACAAUGGAGGAAGAACGAGAGGAAGUUACAGAGGAAGACGAACAGGAGAAAGUGCUACAGGAAGAAGAGCAGCAACAGGAGGAGAGAGAAGAAGGAGAUAAAGUUGAAGGGACGAACGUCGACGAACUCAACAGGAGAUUCGAAGAUUUCAUAGAGAAGGUGAAAACAGGCAUGAGAAUGGAGGCUCUACAUCUCGCGCGGAUCUGA